Baudoinia panamericana UAMH 10762 is the source of this 1418-nucleotide messenger RNA. RefSeq lists its product as uncharacterized. The record is from RefSeq and is a predicted model, not a curated record. NCBI's taxonomy places the organism in Eukaryota, Fungi, Ascomycota, Dothideomycetes, Mycosphaerellales, Teratosphaeriaceae. The transcript has a single exon. Bases 375 to 1082 code for a protein of 235 amino acids.
GUCCCGACCCUGUCAGUAAAAUGGCUAUAUCGACGCGUCUGGACCAUAUGUUGGGGUAUCUUCGAGCACGUUGCGGCGCAAUGCGACUGUUGAGCCCACAUAUUCUGCACUACAGUACGCCUUCGGGUGCACCCCUGGUGCAAAAACGCCUUAGCGUCGCCCUUCUCGGUUGACUGCGUUGCUUAACGUUGUCACCGUGGACGUCAAGCAUUGAGGUCAAAGCAGCCAAAGGAUCGUUAUAUAUAUGCUAAGGUUGCAUCCGCCUAUUUCGACCUCUCUGUCUUUGCAGUCGCAACACGCUUGCUUGAGAACGGGCAUAGCGCAAGUUUGAUCACUAAUUCGUCCGAGUCUCCACUGCCUGGUUUGACGGUCCGAUGUCUGCUUCCUCUGAUGCUAUUCUACCAAUAGGCGUCCCAGACAAGUACACUAGCGAAGGCGUUGUCCAGUCAUUCCCGGGUAACACGAUACUUUGCCACAUCCCCACCGACUCCCCCAUCAUACCUAGACUUCAGGCGGUCUACGAUGCGUAUACCAGCCAUCCGGAGCUCUCUCGGUACGUUCACUGCGUUCCUCCGGCAUCGUGGCAUAUGACUGUCUUCGACGGGGUCCGGGACAUCGAACACGAGCCCAACGCAUGGCCUUCCAGUCUGGAGAAGAUGUCUCUUGCGGAAGUGACUGCCAAUUUUGCCCAGAAGUUACGCACUCUCGGCCAGCAGCUCGUAUCAGAGGGUUUGCAGCCACCAUUUCGAAUGCGUACGUGCGGACUCGAGCGUAGACACGGCGGCAUGGGUAUCGCGGUACAAGGAGCCACGCCAGAGGAGGACCGGCGGCUUAGGAGUCUGCGGGAUAGGCUGGCUGAUACGCUGGGCUUCAAAGCUUCGAAUCAUGAUGUUUAUGGCUUCCAUGUUACGGUUGCUUACCUGCUUCUUCCUCUGGCGGGCGAAGAUAAGCAAAGUUUUCAGACCAUGCAGGCCACACUUCCUUCGACAGAUGGAUUGACGUUCGAGCUUGGCCGGCUAGAGUUCUGCACGUUCGGGGACAUGGAGGCGUAUCCCAGACUGUUCUAUCUCGGCGAAGCAUAGAAUGGCUUAGGGGACGGGCUUAGGAUCCGUAAAGUUGACGUCAGUAGCGAGGAGGCUACGGAAAGCAUAGAGCAAUUGGUUGCUGUAAACCGCACAUGCGUCUAUGGUAAUCUUAUGCAUUGUAGACCAGAUGGACAAAGCUGUAGUGACCGCUGCAUAGUCCCAGCUUUCAUUCCGACAUAGUAAGUCUUUUAACAUUCAAGGGCCCCUCAUCCGGCUGUUGAGGUAGAACAUCCUGUGCUCAGUCUGGUUCUUUUGUCGCUGGACAGGAAUGUAAAUAGUUGUCGUACUUCUAUGGAGUGAUGAGCAGGAGGAGCGAUGGAGCAGAGUAGGCCU